Solanum verrucosum is the source of this 814-nucleotide messenger RNA. RefSeq lists its product as uncharacterized. Gene Ontology annotation, molecular function: histone H3K4 methyltransferase activity. The coding region runs from base 92 to 754 and encodes 220 amino acids. NCBI's taxonomy places the organism in Eukaryota, Viridiplantae, Streptophyta, Magnoliopsida, Solanales, Solanaceae. The transcript is spliced from 3 exons. Gene Ontology annotation, cellular component: histone methyltransferase complex. The record is from RefSeq and is a predicted model, not a curated record. Gene Ontology annotation, biological process: positive regulation of DNA-templated transcription.
GUUUUAUCCAUCCCUUCCCAAUUCAUCUCCAAAUUUUGAGCUGUCCGGCACAUUUGGAGCUUCAAAUGGAGCUAGACAGUCAUGGAACAAUAUGUCUAUUUCAAAGAACCCUCAGCGUCCACCAUUGUCAAACUUAGAUGGGAUACAAGACCUGGAGAAUGGAUCUUCAUUUCCUUUAGAUUAUAUUGGUUCAAAUUCUAAGGACACAAAUACUUUCAAUUCUCUUCCAGAUCUCAAAAUUUCAAAAUCGUUCGGUAUCAACAGUGCACUAUUGCAAAUGGACGGAAGUAAUGUCUCCUCAAGUAUUGAGUUGAGACUUGGGCAUCCAUCCCAGCAAAGCAAAAAGUUGGGAACUUUAGCUCCACAAACUUUUGAGUAUCAUUCCAUUGUCAAACCAAUGGAAUACCAACAACCAUUGUUUCCAGAGCCCCUUAUGCAUAAAGCAGUUGAAUCACAGGCAGUGGAAGAAAGCAAGUCAAAUUUUCAUAUGUUGAAUUCGAGUUCAAUAAGUGGAAAGUGCCAGCCAGACCUUGUCAACUCCGCCUAUGGACUCCACAAUGCAACAAGUGAAUCCAGAACUAGAAAUUCCAUAUUUCCUGUGGUACAAGCGCAGUUCAAGGGUCCUUCAGAAGGACUACUGUACUCUGAAGAUAUCAAAAAUAUGGUUAAUGGAAGUCAUACUCCACCCAGAGAACCUCAGUUGAUAAAGUUGUGGCCAACAAUAUUGUUAAUUUACACAGUGCUGCUGAGUUGAACUUUGGACUCUACUCCAAGAAUUACAAAAAUAAAAGGACUGUUAAGACAAUUGUGGAAG